GUAAUCCUUAUUCCUGUCACCAGCCCACACCCCGCCCAAGAGGGCAAGUUCGUCGCCAACCCUGCUCCUCAAACGCUACUCUCAGCCCGCUGGGACCGGACCCGACUACAGCCCACACGUCUCACGGCUAUAGAGCCAGACACACCGGGAGAACAGGGACCAUGCCUUCCGCCACCAAGAUCCUCUACUUCUUCUCCAGCGCCCUGGCCUCCUCCAUCUCGGUGGGGCUGCUGGGGUUCUCCAUGUCCACCACCUGGACCCACGCCACCAUGGAGUGCGCCGCGGACUUGGCCAACACGACGUUCGCCAACGGGACCGCCUCCAUCACCUUGGAUCUCUUUGAUAUGAUCUCGGAGAGGACGUCCUGCCCGGCGAUCGGAAGCCGGCCCGAUAAGUUCAAAGUGUUCACUGAGCUGGGGAACGUCGGCACGGCUCCCCAGGUCCUCCACGGACUGGUUGUCAUGCUGUUGGCCUUGUGUCUGCUGGCGUCCUGCGGCAGCAUCCUCAUCGCCCUGUACAACAGCGUCAGCAACCCCUACGAGACCUACAUGGGGCCCAUCGGCAUCUACGUCUGCAGCUCCGUUGGCGCCUGUGUGUCCUUCUUGGUCCUCGUGCUGUUCGUGAUCAACUUGUUUGUCAACCGCGUGGCGGAGGAACUUGUCAUCGUCGUCAGCACGCUUGCUGCCCUGAAGGUGCAGAACACGCAGGUGUCGAUGGGGCUUGGAUACUACCUGGUCCUCCCCUACCUCGCCCUCACCCUGAUGGCCAUCGGCUUCGUCUACCUCUACCAGCACGCGGCCUACAGGCACCAGCGUGAACAGCAGAGGCCUACCGAAGAGCCUAAGGAUGUGCUGAUGUACUAACGUCGGGGUAGUCAGGACAACGGGAGGAACCCUUCAGGACAUUGAUGAAUCACCGUCUCACGGGACGAAGGGGAACGAGGAGGCCUAUCGCAAGAGUAUCCACAAUCUAUUUAUUGUAAUGGGCGAGGAAGAGCCAUUGAAGAGAGAUAAUGAUGUGUCAGAGUAGAGCGGGCGUGGAAGAGCAGUGGUUUGGGUCUAUUAAUAACGCAUCGUUUUCUUGGAGGAUUAUAAAAUGACCAUGUUUUGAUUGCUUGAUGGUUAAAACUGUUGACACACGUGUCAGUGGCCUUGAUGUAAUCUGUCAAAAUACAAGAGAGGGGAAUUGAUGACAACAUAUCAGAAUGAGGAAGUUAAGGGAAGGUAAAUACAUGCUAUAACAUGUGGGAAACUAAUGUGUUUACCUAUUUGACUGCUAUAUAAUCUUGUAGAUUUAAAUAAAGUGUAAGCAAUUAUUAUGA
Gadus morhua (Atlantic cod) is the source of this 1321-nucleotide messenger RNA. It is a transcript of the gene clrn3, whose product is annotated as clarin 3. The record is from RefSeq and is a predicted model, not a curated record. Bases 162 to 863 code for a protein of 233 amino acids. NCBI's taxonomy places the organism in Eukaryota, Metazoa, Chordata, Actinopteri, Gadiformes, Gadidae. The transcript has 3 exons.